AUGAAUUCGCUGUGCUCCAUAGAUAGAUCCCUCCGCGGCUUCCUGCCCACGCAUGGCGCCCCGAUUGUCCUGCUGGAGAAUGUUAAAGUGGUGGUCAGAAUGCGAGAUCCUCGGCGUGUGAAGCUGAUCUCUGGUGGAGGAUCUGGACAUGAACCCGCACACGCUGGCUAUGUCGGCCCCAAUCAUCUCACCUCUGCCGUGUGUGGCGAGAUCUUCGCCUCUCCGUCGGUUCAACAGAUCCUGGCGGGAAUCCUGGCGUCUGGGAAGCAAGAUGACGCAUUUCUGUUGAUUGUGAACAACUACACAGGAGAUUGGCUGAACUUCUCUUUAGCCAGGGAGAUUGCGAGGAACUCUCUGGGAUUCACGCAGGUUGAGAUUCUCUUGGUGAAGGACGACGUCGCCAUUGAGAAUGUCCAGGAGAGCGUGGGUCCCCGUGGACUGGCCGGAUGCGUCCUGGUAAUAAAAAUUAGCGGUGCUUUGGCAGAAGAUGGGAAAUCUCUUCAAGAGAUCCAAUCCUUCUGUUCAGAUCUGCAGCUUAUGACUGUUGGCUUCACUUUCGCUAGUGACUUGAAAAGUGGCGAGAUCUCUCGAGUGGAGAUCGGGAAAGGCAUCCAUGGUGAACCAGGAGCUUCCAGAGACACUAAUCUCACCACAUUCGAUGACAUUGCACAGCAUUUGGUGGAGAAAUUCCAGAAAUUCGCCUCCAAAGAUGGAAAAUUUGUAGUGAUGAUUAACAACUUGGGCGGGACUUCUCAACAUCUGAUGAACGUUUUCGCAUUCUCGCUCCUGCCAAGGCUCAAACAGCAUUUCCGCAUCGCUCAUAUAAUGUCAGGAACUUUCAUGACUUCUCUGGAUCAGGAAGGCAUCUCAGUAACUCUUCUCAACAUCGCUGGCAAGGAAGAAAUACUUGAAUAUCUUACCAGGAGCAUUUCUGUGGGUAUUCCUCAGCCACAGCCCGAGAUUUCAUCCUGGAACAUGGAAAUCUUCGAUAAACUUCUCACGGAGAGAGAUUCCUUGCCACAGAAGCUGAGUAAGGAUCCUCAAUUCCUCUUCAAGUUGUUCAGGAGCGCCUGUGAGGAACUGCUAAAGGGGUGUACUCUCCUCAAUGAGAUGGAUUCUGAACUGGGCGAUGGCGAUACAGGAAGCACAAUCUCCCGCGGAGUAAAGCAUCUUCUAACUCGUUUUGCUGCUCCUGAAGAUUUCCAGCGUCCUGGAGACUUCCUCAAGGCUCUUAGUUGGGAAAUGUCUCGGCAAAUGGGCGGAUCCAGCGGCGCCCUUUAUGGCAUCUUCUUCCAAGCUGCUUCCACCGCCUUUGGAGCCAGCACUGAGUUUGCUUCUCUCCAGGAUUGGAUAGAUGCUCUGAAACUAGGAAAUUUUGCCCUUCAGAAAGCCGCCCGUUCCAAGCGAGGUGAUCGCACGAUGUUAGAUCCUCUCCUGGCCAUGGAGGACUUCCUUGUGCGUUCAUCAACAGCAUCUGGACCUGGUUUCGCAGAAAAUCUCUAUGAGAUUGUUGAAAGCAGUGCAGCUGAAACCAGAGCGAUGAUUCCAAAAGCCGGUCGAGCAGCUUAUACAACCUCCACUGUGCAGGACCUGAAAUAUCCUGAUCCAGGAGCGCAUGCUGUGGCCACUUGGGUUAAAGGACUUCUCAAAUGUUAUCAAGAAUGUUGAUUUCCAUUGAUUAAGAUCACAUGUCUCUGUCCGUUAUAAUUUGAAAGCGCCAUUAUAGCACGCAUUUA
Messenger RNA from Phlebotomus argentipes, 1736 nucleotides. RefSeq names its product PTS-dependent dihydroxyacetone kinase 1, dihydroxyacetone-binding subunit DhaK-like. The record is from RefSeq and is a predicted model, not a curated record. The transcript has a single exon. Bases 1 to 1668 code for a protein of 555 amino acids. Lineage: Eukaryota; Metazoa; Arthropoda; Insecta; Diptera; Psychodidae. Gene Ontology annotation, molecular function: glycerone kinase activity. Gene Ontology annotation, cellular component: cytosol. Gene Ontology annotation, biological process: glycerol catabolic process.